Molecule: messenger RNA, 4691 nt
Organism: Heterocephalus glaber (naked mole-rat)
Lineage: Eukaryota; Metazoa; Chordata; Mammalia; Rodentia; Bathyergidae
Source: RefSeq, a predicted model, not a curated record
CAGAGGGAGGAUGGGGCAGCCCGCAGGGGCAGCAGCUCCUGCCUUCUCUGCAGCUCCGCGGCCAGGGGUGGAAGGAAGCUGCAGCCGCAGCCCCAAGUCAGACCCCCGCUGCCCUGUCCCACCGUCUCAUCUCUCCCCCCUCGACUCUGCCUGACUUGAAUGAACCCCAUUAACAGAAUGAACCACCCCUCACCAAGGGAACAGGGCUUCUUCAGGGACUCUUUUCUGCGCUGGAUCCUAGAAACAAGGUUCACAUUUCUGCAUUUAUUGAAGGACAAUGGAAUUUAUUCUGCUUACCUUACAAACUAAAAUAACAGCAUGGAAGGUAAUUGUAGUAGAAUUAAUUUCCAUAUAAGCAGCAUCUUGAAGAAUACAGAGGUCAUCAGAGACACAAAAACAAAGGCGGAGAGAGCUAAGCACUCUUGUAAAUACAAUCUACUAGCAAGAUGAGAGAAGUACACAAUGGCCUUGCUGGAGUUUGGGGCUCAAGAUAGAAGGUAACAUAUUUCUUCAGAAUGUGCAGAACAUUGACAUUCUCUUUGAAGAAGAGGCAACACUGAGUAGCAGACACUUCUGAGCAUCUCUCCAAUCAGCUCUCAGCAUCCACAAGUGACUUUUCAUAACUAACAGUUUGGGCUACUUGCUGAUGACACUGCCUCUCUGGUUACAGAACAAAGCUGCAGUCUUUCUAUUGAUCUCCAGUACUAGUCUUCAAUUGUACUCAGUCUCACCAGAUUCCAGGAGACAUAAUGAAGAAGUACACAGAAUCACCACAAACCUUGCCGGUAUACUCUUUUCCUCAAAAAGAGAAUCUGAUUCUGCAGCCACAAAGACAGCAUCUGUCCGAGGAAACUGCUCUGAGAAGUAACAUCAUGCCUGCUCUGACCACCCCAGUGAUAUCUGUACCCUAAUCACUUGAGCAUUUCACCCAGUUCCAUGGUGACCGUCAAUCAUUUUUUGCUUAAGUGACUAGCUACUUGACAGCUCUCAAGAUUCCCAAUCCUGUAGCUGAUGCCCAGGUCAGCUCUUUUCACUACCUAUCUCAGCUGAAGAAAAAUUUUGGAGUCAUAUCUCAAUAUGACCAGCAUAUUCCACUGAAGCAUGAAAACUUUGUUCUUGACUUCCAGCAGUCAUUUUGUGAACCCAUAAAACAAAAAAUGAAUCCUCUGAUGAAUGAUAAGGUUGACAAAGGGGACAACACCUCUCAGCAGGAUGUUACUACUUUCCAGUUCCUUUCUCAAAAUCUGACCUGUAAUAAAACAAAUCACAGAGAAAAGUUCCAAGAGAGACUGUCUGACCCCAUCCAAGAUGAAAAAAGUGUCACAGGUAUGGUGGGAAAUCUCCCAGAUCUGAUAAUUCAGUGCAUUCAGUUGGAUAAGAAGUAUAAUGACAGGCCAGAGCUUCUACAAUCAGAAGUUCGCCCCCCAUUGUUGGGUUCCCUGAUCCCUCACCAAUACCUCUCCAGCUCCACAGGCCCACCACCCAAGGAAGAGCCUAUAAAACUUCGGGGAGGCCAGCAACCUCUCACCCCAGCUAAAAGAGCCCACCAACAGGAAACUCAGUUGUGCCUCUAUUGCAGCCAGGCUGGUCACUUCACAAGAGAUUGCCUUGCCAAACGUUCUCGAGCCCCAGAAAGGACAGAUAACACAGCUCACCAGUAAGAGGAGCCUAGAAGGUCACUUUGUACACUUAUAUCCCUCUCAUCCCCAGGCUUACUGAUUUAUAUCCUGUACUAACUCUAAAAUACAAGUGGAAAACUGUGAUACAACUUUACAAGCAGCCAUGAACUCUUGUGCUUUUGGGAAUUUAAGCAACUAGAUCUUGUUCAUUGGGAGCUGACCCUUCACCAAUGAACUAAUAAUGAUGAAAACAAUUCACAGGCACUUCUACAGUUGGGACCAAUUCCUCCAAGAUUAUUGAAAGUUUGUAGGCAAAACUCUCCACAGUCUAAGCCAAUAAAAUAGGCUUGAAAGUAUAUUGGGAAUCCCAUCCUUACUAAUGGAUGAGAUUUGGGUUGAAUUUAUUGGGCUAAAUCCUGUGGUGUGCACCUAGGAAUCAGCCCAACAUUUUUGUACUCUCCCUCAUUGAUCUGUAUCCUAGUUUCAUCUCAGCAUAGGUCCUUUGCCUAAAAUACUAGUUACAUUACUAUAUCCUACUAAUAUUCACCUUGUAAAUACUAGAUCCUGCUCCACUUAUUGACUAGAGUCUAGAUUUACUACAAACCAACCUUCCUGGAACUACAGCUUUGCCGCCCAUCCACACAGCUAUAUAUUUUGUUGCCAUCUAAAGACUUUUUGCCUAACAAACUGAAUCUCCUGGCUAUUGACAAACCAGAUUGUAUGACCAUUUGAACACUACUUCGAACUGUUGGACCCUUCUGGCAGGCAUGUACUUUUAGCUAUAUCUUACCAAUCCCAGUGAUCUCCCAUCUUUACUAAUGAUCUUAUUUGAGAUUUCAGAAUAUUUUAUGGCUAAGUCAAAAUGGUUUAAGAUAAUGACCUCUGAAAGAUAUUUAGUGAGAGUUGAAGAAGAUGCCCUAUCAUAUUAUUGUUUGUAUCGUAUUCUUGCAUCCUUGAACAGGGAAUAUGGUCAAACAUAUCUCUACUAAGGACUGAGAAUCAGGCCCUAUAGUAAUUCCUUAUUGUAAGGGCCUCAAUUUGGUCACUAUCUGGGAUCAUUGUCCAUUGCUUUUGAGCUCUAACCUUAUAUACCACACAUCUGGGGUCCCUCAUCUAACUGAGAAUCUUGAAAAGCAGAGUUGUAGACAACUUUCUGAACCAUCUCAUCUGGAAAACGUUGGGACACAUACAUGAACACCAUCUGUGUAUAAAAUUCAAGAAGUAGGGGAAUUUGGAUGCUUGUGUUGUACUCCUGACAUGUACCAGCUCUGUAUAUAAAGAGGUGAUGCUUCUAGGCACAGCUUCCUAAAGUACUAAGGGUAUCCAAUGAGAAUCAGCAGUUGCUGGUAAUUACCAGUCCUCUGGUCCCUGCUUCUUGUGUCAAUAUAUGUCCCCAUCACGGAUUGCUUAAAGAUUAAUAAUUUCAUAUUCCUUAGUAGCCAUCAAGCCUUUCAGAACACAAAGUGCCAUUGUACUUUGGCAUUUUCCUGGAAAAUUGUUCUAACUGUUCAACAUUUAAAUACAGCUAGCUCUUACUACUCUCAUCCUGUAGCACAAACACAUCUUUUCACCCAUCAGUGUCUCAUUAACUACUGUGCCAAACUUGACUUGCGUGCACAGGAUCUCCUUUAUCAAUAGCUUGCUAUAUACCCACAUUACUGCAUAAAUUCCCACAAUAGGGAGACCGUAGAGCACAUAUUCUAGUUAUGCUGAGAAAUCUCUACUGUGGCACUGGGAUUUUAUGAGAUUCUCCAAGUAGAUCUGUUUGAACUUUGAGUUACUAGGAUUACUUGGUGGUAUCCUGAUCUAUCUCCACUAAUUUUUUUUAAAUAAAGGACUAACUCGAUGGUCUCCAGUUACUUCUUCAUUGACUCUAGUAUGUUCCUGGAAUGCCAAUAGGAUCACACAGGUGACUUGAUCACCAAUCUUUCCUUAUUUUAAGGCCAUAAUUUAUCAUUGUAAGCUCUCACAAAGAUGUAUCACCUUAUUUCUGUAUGGACACUUCAUUUGCAGUAACAUUACCUUCUUACUCAAAAAUUCUUCUGACUUCAUGGCCUCUUAGCAACGAUAAUUUGUCCAGGUCUGUGAAGUUCAGUUCACUUCCCUCUUCUGUAGGUCCUUUGCUGAGGUACUUCCAUCAAGGGACUCUUAUAUACUGUGUAACUCAAUCCAAUAGCCAGGCUGAGCAUAUUAGUUGGAGUAUGUGAUAGUGUUUUACUGCUUACUACCUACCAACCAUUUUACCACUUUGAAAUUUUGUUAUAGUGACAUUAUCCACUAUACACCAUCAGCUUCAACUAGAAUGACUCAUUACUUAGGAUGAAGGGUUACAAAGGAGUGUCCUCAGAACUUAUAGCUAUAUAAAUUUCUCUGAGAGUGAAACUAAUUAGAAUCCACAAAGAUCAGAUGAGAUGUGACCUAUUCAAAAAUGUAGUCUGUAACUGCAAAGGCUUGGGGAGCCCCUAGGUCCAAUCAAAAAUAUAAUUUUAGAGAAGUAAAUCUGCUACAUGACCAAUGCCCCUGGGAAGGUAGGAGCUAAUCAUUUUGUGAUAAAUCUGAAAAAGAACAAGAAAAGGGUCUGCAUCAAAUCUAGAAAAGGAGGGAAAGAAAGAAACAUGGGCAUCAGUGUCUUCCUUGCCUCAGAAUUGGGACAUUGACCAAUAAGCCAUUUGGCACUGUACCCUUCAAUGGGCUUGAGGCAUAAGAUCAUCCCAAUUUGUGUUAUUAAUCAUUAAGGUUGACACGUAUCUCUCUUUGUUCUGACUCUGUGAUCUCCAAGUAAUCUCAUUGUAAUUGCUUUCUUAUAUAAACUUUAUUAUGGGAAGAAUAUUUGCUAACCAGCUGAUGUAAGUGUUCUCGCCUAUUUGGCAAGUGUUUCUCAUAAUAAGUGAAUAAAUUGGUGUUUGCCUUACAUGUCAGUUUCUUGUGGAUUAUAAUAGCACUAAUCCUUUGUAUCCUAAUCACCUUUCAGCAUGCUAAAAAUAAGAUUAUUAUCUGCAAAGUCAGCACCACAGUGUGAAUCAUAGUGAAUGCACUGAAGAUUGGCCUCUUGGGAAACUUGCCUCAACAUCA